UAGGCGUAUUGUUGUCAUUUAUAAUGACGCAGCAGUGGCUUUCUCUUGACCCUCCCCUCGCGCCGUUUGUGGGAACUUCCUGGUUAUGGCCACAUUCAUCCCUCUCAUCCGCACAGCAGACCCACGAUUUAUCCGCAGGAAACAAAUAUUCUCCUUGUUCUGCAGGCUCCCGUUUAGCCGUCGCAGCAUGGCUACAGAUCCCACGGACACAACCCGCUUCGACUUUCUGGUGAUCGGCGGCGGCUCCGGAGGUCUGGCCGGUGCUCGGCGGGCGGCGGAGUUCGGAGCUUCCACCGCCGUGAUCGAGAGUCACAAACUCGGAGGUACCUGCGUUAAUGUUGGCUGUGUCCCUAAGAAGGUUAUGUGGAAUGCAGCCGUGCACGCGGAGUAUCUCCAUGAUCACAGCGAUUACGGUUUUGAUGUUGGAAAUGUGCAUUUCAAUUGGGAAAGUCUUAAGGCCAGAAGAGACGCUUAUGUUAGUCGCCUAAAUCACAUUUAUCGCAACAACCUUGACAAGGCAAAGAUCAAAACGAUUCAUGGUUAUGCUCGGUUUACAAAUGAUCCUGAGCCAACUGUGGAGGUCAAUGGAAGAAAGUAUACAGCUCCUCAUAUCCUCAUUGCCACCGGAGGGCACCCUUCUGUUCUGAGUGAUGAUGACGUUCCUGGAGCAAGUCUGGGCAUCACCAGCGAUGGCUUUUUUGAACUAGAAACUCUUCCAAAGCGUAGCGUCAUUGUGGGUGCUGGAUAUAUUGCCGUAGAGAUGGCAGGCAUCCUUAACACCUUAGGGUCCAAAACUGCUCUCAUAAUUCGACAUACAAGUGUUUUGAGAACUUUCGACAGCUUCAUUAGUGCGCACUGUACAAAAGAACUGCAAAACACGGGCAUUGACUUGUGGAGAAAUUCUGAAGUGGCAUCUGUGAGUAAAACAGAUAAGGGUCUGGUGGUGACAGUGGUUGUCAAAGAUCCAGAGAACAAGAAUGAUGAGCAAAAGAUCCGUACCAUUGAGGAAGUGGACUGCUUGCUGUGGGCCAUUGGCAGACAACCCAGUACAUCUGGACUGAACAUUGGCGCGAUGGGCGUGGAUACAGAUGAGAGAGGUCAUAUCUUGGUGGAUGAGUUCCAGAAUACAAGUCGCCCUGGGAUCUAUGCAUUGGGGGAUGUUUGUGGCAAAGCCCUCCUUACACCUGUUGCCAUUGCUGCAGGCAGAAAGUUGGCACACAGACUGUUUGAGGGGAAGAAGGAUUCCAAGUUGGACUACUCCAGCAUUCCCACAGUGGUGUUCAGCCAUCCACCUAUUGGCACUGUGGGUCUCACAGAAGAGGAGGCAGUUAAAAGUAUGGGAAAGGAGAAUGUGAAGAUCUACAAGACUGCUUUCACUCCAAUGUAUCAUGCGAUCACGAGCAGGAAGAGUCAGUGCAUAAUGAAGCUGGUCUGUGCCGGCAAAGAAGAAAAGGUGGUGGGGCUGCAUAUGCAGGGCCUGGGCUGUGAUGAGAUGCUGCAGGGCUUCUCUGUGGCUAUCAAGAUGGGCGCUACCAAAGCAGACUUUGACAACACUGUUGCCAUCCACCCCACAUCAUCUGAGGAGUUUGUUACAAUGCGUUAAUGUAACCAAAGUCUCUCUUACUUUCUUAUAUGAGCCAGCAAUCACCACCGAGCAUAUGAGAACAUAUACGUUGGCCACUUCAUUUGGUACACUUGUUUCAACAAACAACUUAUUUCAAGGUCUUGCGGGAACUGAGUUCUGGAAGGUUUGGCCAGGUGGGAGGGAGGUGAGGGUGGGAUCAAGAGGAUCUGCUGCAGUUCAGCCCAAGGAAAAGUGACUGAAGUGAGUUUGGGUCGUGGUUGUUGGUACUCAACAGGAUGGGUUGAGUAUUUCAGAACUUGAUGAUCUACUGGUAUUUCACACACGGUCUACAAAAAAAUGGCCCAAAAAAGAUGAGGGCUGUGGUUCUCUGAGCAAAAAUACCUUGUUGGUGGCAGAGGCCAGAGAAGAAUGUCCAAACUGUUUUGAGUUGAUAGGAAGGCUCCUUUAACUUAACUAACCACACUUUACCACCAAGAAAUGCAGAAGACCAUAGCUCAAUGCACAACACAUCAAACCUGGAAGCAGACGAGAUAUGGAGUCUACACUGGGCAUAAGCUCACCCGUAUUAGGCAGUAGAAUGUUGGAACUCUGUACCCGGUCUGAUGAGCCUCAGUUUCUGCUGUGACAAUCAGAUAUUGGUGUCAGAAUCUAGCAUAAACAGGAAAGUGUGAAUCCAUCCUGGCUUGCAUUGACAUUUCAGGCUAGUGGAGGUGUAAUGACGUGGCAGGUCUGUGCACCAUCAAGACAGUCUGGGCUGAAAUCUCAGGGCAAUGUUUUCAGCACCUUACUGAAUCUAUGCCGUGAAGAAUUAAGGCAGUUCUGAAGACAAAAUUUGACACCACCCUGCAAGGUGUACCUAAUGAAGUGGCCACUCUGCCUCUUCACUACUUAGUACUACAUUUACACUGCUU
Thalassophryne amazonica is the source of this 2496-nucleotide messenger RNA. It is a transcript of the gene gsr, whose product is annotated as glutathione reductase. Lineage: Eukaryota; Metazoa; Chordata; Actinopteri; Batrachoidiformes; Batrachoididae. The coding region runs from base 86 to 1603 and encodes 505 amino acids. Gene Ontology annotation, cellular component: mitochondrion; cytosol. Gene Ontology annotation, molecular function: flavin adenine dinucleotide binding; NADP binding; glutathione-disulfide reductase (NADPH) activity. The transcript is spliced from 12 exons. Gene Ontology annotation, biological process: glutathione metabolic process; cellular response to oxidative stress; cell redox homeostasis. The record is from RefSeq and is a predicted model, not a curated record.